AUGGGAGCUGGAAGGGCUCUAAUGGUGCUUUUCAAUGAGGGGGGUAAGGUGCUCUACAAGGCAGUGGCAAAGACUAUUUCUGACAUUAUGGUCGGAGACAGAAUGUCAAAGAUGGAGGCUGAGAUGAUUCUAGAUAUAUCACCAAGUACAAGCGAGGACAAGGUGAGAGAAUCGUUUCUUCGAAUGUACUAUGCCAAUGCUAAGGAGAAUGGAGGAUCUCCGUAUAUACAAUCGAAAAUCCUUGGAGCAUACACUGUUCUAUCCGGUACCAGUCCGAGGCUUUUAAAUCUCUUUGAGGUUGAUAGAAGAGCCCGUCAAGAAGAUGAGAGGAAAGCCCCUUGUGCAAAUAAUAAAAGGUUUCAGCUUUGA
Encephalitozoon romaleae SJ-2008 is the source of this 369-nucleotide messenger RNA. RefSeq lists its product as hypothetical. The transcript has a single exon. Bases 1 to 369 code for a protein of 122 amino acids. The record is from RefSeq and is a predicted model, not a curated record. Lineage: Eukaryota; Fungi; Microsporidia; Unikaryonidae.